GUUACUCCGCUGCAGAGGCGAAGUGCCUCGGCAUGCUCCAGCCGGCGGAGCCGCUCCGUGAGACGCUUGGCUCUUCCACCGCGAUGCGUUUGGUUCUCUCGCGUGUUCCUCAUCCUGUGGCCUUGAAGCGGGUCACGCUUUGUUAGAGCUGCUCUAGCGCCGUUUCUGUGAGAACGACAACGUGAAGUUCGGCGUAAAGUGGAAGCCAUGGGCACUUUGCGUGACCUCCAGUACGCGCUGCAGGAGAAGAUCGAGGAGCUGAGGCAGAGAGACGCGCUCAUCGACGAGCUGGAGUUGGAACUGGACCAGAAGGACGAGCUCAUCCAGAAGCUCCAGAAUGAGCUGGACAAAUACCGCUCCGUGAUCCGGCCGGCAACUCAACAGGUCCACAAGCCCACCAGCGCGCUCCAGGAGCAGCAGAGGACCAAAAGGCAGGCCAUUUCAGCCGAGCCAACAGCCCUGGACAUCCAGGACCUCAGUCACGUUACGCUGCCCUUCUACCCAAAGAGUCCAGAGUCCAAGGAGUUAAUCAAAGAAGCCAUUCUGGACAAUGAUUUCAUGAAGAACCUGGAGCUGUCUCAGAUUCAGGAGAUAGUGGAUUGCAUGUACCCAGUGGAGUAUGACAAAGAGAGCUGCAUCAUUAAGGAGGGGGAUGUGGGGUCUCUUGUCUAUGUUAUGGAAGAUGGCAAGGUGGAGGUGACCAAGGAAGGCAUGAAGCUGUGCACCAUGGGACCGGGCAAGGUGUUCGGAGAACUGGCCAUCCUCUACAACUGCACCCGAACAGCCACCGUUCAAACUCUCACUAAUGUGAAGUUAUGGGCCAUCGACCGCCAGUGUUUCCAGACCAUAAUGAUGAGGACAGGACUCAUCAAGCAUGCUGAGUACAUGGAGUUCCUAAAGAGUGUUCCAACAUUCCAAGGCCUUCCAGAAGAAAUACUCAGCAAACUGGCGGACGUGCUGGAGGAGACUCACUAUAAUGAUGGAGAAUAUAUCAUCAGACAGGGGGCCAGAGGAGACACCUUCUUCAUUAUCAGUAAAGGAAAGGUGAAUGUUACCCGGGAAGAUUCGCCCAACGACACUGUUUACCUGCGUGCCUUGGGGAAAGGGGACUGGUUUGGAGAGAAAGCCCUUCAAGGAGAGGACAUCAGGACAGCCAACGUCAUCGCUGCCGAGGCAGUCACCUGCCUGGUCAUCGACAGAGAUUCUUUCAAGCAUUUGAUUGGAGGUCUGGACGACGUCUCGAACAAAGGCUAUGAGGAUGCUGGAGCCAAAGCAAAAUACGAGGCGGAGAACGCCUUCUUCUCCAACCUGAAGCUGGUGGACUUCAAUAUCAUCGACACCUUAGGCGUGGGAGGAUUUGGACGAGUUGAGCUGGUGCAGCUCAAAAGUGAAGAGACCAAGACAUUUGCAAUGAAGAUUCUGAAAAAGCGUCACAUCGUAGACACGCGGCAACAGGAGCACAUCCGCUCCGAGAAGCAGAUUAUGCAAGAGGCCCAUUCAGACUUCAUAGUGAGGCUGUACAGGACAUUCAAAGACAGCAAGUAUCUGUAUAUGUUAAUGGAAGCUUGCUUGGGAGGAGAGCUGUGGACCAUUCUUAGAGACAGAGGCUCGUUUGAGGACUCCACAACAAGGUUUUACACAGCUUGUGUGGUGGAAGCUUUCGCUUACUUGCAUUCCAAAGGCAUAAUCUAUCGGGAUCUCAAGCCAGAAAACCUCAUUCUAGAUCACAGAGGCUAUGCCAAGCUGGUGGACUUUGGUUUUGCCAAAAAGAUUGGAUUUGGGAAGAAGACGUGGACUUUCUGUGGAACGCCGGAGUAUGUAGCCCCAGAAAUUAUUCUCAACAAAGGCCAUGACAUCUCAGCAGACUACUGGUCAUUGGGUAUCCUCAUGUAUGAGCUCCUGACUGGCAGCCCUCCGUUCUCAGGACCUGAUCCAAUGAAGACAUACAAUAUAAUUUUGAGAGGUAUUGAUAUGAUAGAAUUUCCCAAGAAGAUCACCAAAAAUGCUGCCAAUCUAAUAAAGAAACUAUGCAGGGACAAUCCGUCUGAGAGAUUGGGAAACUUGAAAAAUGGGGUGAAAGACAUCCAAAAGCACAAAUGGUUUGAAGGCUUUAACUGGGAAGGGCUGCGCAAAGGAACUCUCACCCCACCGAUUAUCCCUGAUGUGUCAUCGCCCACCGACACCAGUAAUUUCGACAGUUUCCCUGAGGACAGCGAGGAUCCGCCGCCUGAUGAUAACUCAGGCUGGGACGCUGAUUUCUAAACCCAGGCCACGUGAAGUGCCCAGAUCAGCCCAUAAUGAUUGUGGACCUCCAGGACAUGGCUGUGUUUGAGUGACUGCUGCUCGAGGAGGUGGACAUUGAAAAAAGGAACAGUCCAGCUCUGGGUCACCAUGAUGCCUUCUACCAAUGCUGCUCCCCCUCCUGCAGCUACAUUGGGAUGUCCCAGCUCCCUGCAGCACUAGACAAGUACCAUAACCGUCCAAGCUCCAUUCGCUCCUGUGCGAUUAGCCCUCGGCCUCAGACAGUCCUGGAAGCAGACUGUGAUAGCUUCAUCUCAUAUAGCGUUAUUUCUCUUCGUUCGUGGUGCCCUUACUCUUCGGUUUCAUUUGCCUUUCACUGAUAGCUCAAGCAGCGCUGUCAGCUAGUGCAUAGAUUGCACUUAAAGAAGGGAGUAUUGGAGAACACUUGGAGUGGUACUGACAAAGUUCCAUGGUCUUUGGUUUAAUCUGAGCUUUAAUUUGUUAGUCACUAUAACAAUAUAUGAUAAUGCAUAUACAUGGUUAUUACUUUUGAAAUAUACACUUUCCAAUGCCACACCUGGUUAUACGCAGAGGUACUGCACAUGAUACAUUUGCAGGGACUUAAGGUCCUUAAGUUAGUGAAAUGCCUUUCUUUAUUAAUCCCUUUUAAGGCCUUUUAUUUUGUUCACAUUUUUUUUCUCAUGCUUAAAAUCCCACUUAUGUGUACUAUUUGUUUUUAAAUCACUUUAAACCACAGCAACAACACAAGUGCAUUGCGUUCAUUCAUCCAUUCAUUUGCGUUAUACCAAAUCUGACUUAAGCACGGCUCAGUGCCUACAGGUUUCGUACCACCAGGGGGCAGGCUGUGACAAAUCCAAGUGAUCCUUAGUGUGCCAGUGUGAAGGCAGCAGUCAGAGCACAGAGAAACACAUGAAGAAUCAGCAGAGGACAUCAUCAUGAACAUGCUGUCAUGCUGCCGUUGGACCCAGUCACGAAUGCCAGCCACGCAUGUAUCAGACCUUUCAACCUUUCACGCAAAGCAGGCCCACAGUCCACUCCAUCCAUCUAAACGAUGACUAGAAGACUGCCUCCUGAAGGCUGACGAUAGCUUGAACAGAAACUACUGUGCUGGAAAACAAAUUAUGGAUUUUUUUAAUUUAUUGUAGGACCAGAGGUGAAUAUUUGUGUACAUAUUCAGUGCUAAUAUUUUGUGAUACUCGUAGAAAAGAAAGAAAAGUUUAUUGUCAGAGUAAAUCCAGCUAUAUUGUUUAAUUUGUUCGGAAUAUGUUUUACCUGUAUGGUGUUUUGUAGAGUUGGUCGAUCUCCUUCGUCCCCUACUUCUCCAAUGACUCCAUGACAGAGAUCGUGUGCUUGUCACAGUUUUUGGCAUUAAUGGAAGUGCCUUAACACAAUGGCAUUCGACAUCCACCCCAAUGUUUGUUUCGAUGCUGCAUGACUAGGUCAGACGCCUCAGAAAAAUGUAACCCUUACUCGUUUGUGGCUUUUUUUAAGGUUCAGCGAUUUAUAUGCCGUUUUCUUACAAUAAAAGCAUCGUUCGAAUUAAA
This is a messenger RNA of Pygocentrus nattereri (red-bellied piranha), 3806 nucleotides long. RefSeq names its product protein kinase cGMP-dependent 1b (gene prkg1b). Gene Ontology annotation, biological process: protein phosphorylation. Bases 208 to 2262 code for a protein of 684 amino acids. Lineage: Eukaryota; Metazoa; Chordata; Actinopteri; Characiformes; Serrasalmidae. The transcript is spliced from 18 exons. Gene Ontology annotation, molecular function: ATP binding; cGMP-dependent protein kinase activity. The record is from RefSeq and is a predicted model, not a curated record.